Messenger RNA from Mycotypha africana, 258 nucleotides. RefSeq names its product Tim10/DDP family zinc finger-domain-containing protein. The coding region runs from base 1 to 258 and encodes 85 amino acids. The transcript is spliced from 3 exons. The record is from RefSeq and is a predicted model, not a curated record. NCBI's taxonomy places the organism in Eukaryota, Fungi, Mucoromycota, Mucoromycetes, Mucorales, Mycotyphaceae.
AUGUCUCAACCUCAAUUUUCUGAAAACGAUCAACGUGAACUUGGACAAUUUCUUGAAGCCGAACAAGCAAAGGCCCGUGUUCAGCAAACUGUCCACUCCUUCACCGAUACCUGCUGGGAUAAAUGUAUUUUCAAGAUUAAUAACAAGCUUGAUCGCUCUGAGGAAAGCUGUUUAGUAAACUGUGUCGACCGAUUCCUCGAUUCCAGUCUGUUCAUUGUCAAACGAUUGGAAGAAUUAAGAAAUUCCGGCAUGCAAUAG